UGAUGAAAGAUCAGAACGGUGGUAAUUUAACACAGUGCUGCAACAGUUUACGUGUAGUAGCUUGAUUAUAAUUUUAUUUGCGUCGCCGCUGCUUCAAGACUUCAGGAAGUUUUGGUUACUAGACCAACAUCCAACAAAGGCGAGGAAAUAACUCCUUAAAUCAGAGAUGGAAUAAAGUGAUUCAACUGGUGCUGUGAAGUUUUUAGCUACUGAAGAAUUUAACUCACCAGUCAGUGCUCUUGUUGCAUCACAGUGUUUUAGAAGCAAAUAAUUUUCAAGAUGGUGAAUGAACUUAGUGAACAAGCUUUUUCCAUUCCAGCGCUUGGGAGGCUUUUUCACCUAGGUAUGCUGUAUGAUUGUAGAUCUGAAAAAAUUAUACCGGGUAUCACAUUGUGGGACCAAAGGACUUUGGAUGGAAAAAUGGUACACAAAUGUGAAUCAGCUGAUUAUGAAAUCAUCGCUUCUGAUACCAUUGAUGACAAGUCCUCUGCACUAGAAGUCAAUGUUGGAUUAAAACUUAGCUUUCUUGGAGGUCUAUUGCAAGUUUCUGGAUCCGGAAAAUACCUCGACAAUAGAAAAUCCUCAAAUCAUGUGGAAAGAGUAACAUUGAAAUAUAAAUGCACCACUAAAAGUGAAGUGAUGACAAUGGAACAGUUAGGGAAAGGAAAGAUUGAGCACCCUGAAGUUUUUGAUCAUGGUACUGCCACACAUGUUGUAACAGGAAUUACAUAUGGAGGCAAUGCUUUCUUUGUCUUUGACAGGGAAUUGUCUACAAAUUCGUCUGACCGGGGAGUUAGUGGAAAUCUUCAUGCCGUGAUCAAGUCAAUUCCAUUGAUACAGAUUGAUGGAAAAGGGGAGUUAGAUCUCAGCGAAAAUGAAAAGAAGGAAGCCAAUAAUUUCAGCUGCAGGUACUUUGGAGAUUUCUUACCUCGAGAAAAUCCAUCAUCAUUUCAAGAAUCUGUUCGUUUCUACAAACAAUUGCCAACUAUCAUUGGAGAAAAUGGAGAAAAUGCUGUUCCAAUAAAUGUACAUUUAUAUCCUCUAAUCAAAUUGGAUAGCAAGGCAUGUAAGCUUGUCAGAGAAAUCAGUGCAAACCUUGUCAAGGAAACAGAAAAUUAUUUGGAGGAUCUUUAUGAAUUUGAUGUGAAAUGCAAUGAUCUUCUCAAGUCACAAGCACUUAAUCAUUUUCGUGGCAUUCGAGUAGAAAUUCAAAAAUUUAAAUCAUUGUUGGCUAUUUAUAAACUUGGAUUCCAGAAAGAGGUAGCGCAAGUUCUUCCAGGUAUCAGAGGUGGAAGCAAGGAGGAAGGUGAGCUAGCGCUUAUCUUAAAGAAAAGAGAAGCCUCUCCAUUUAGUAAUGAAGCUCUCAGCAGUUGGAUGGAAGCAAAAGAAAGUCAGGUAAAAAUUCUUAUGGAGUACACAUCCUCUCUUAGCCAGAUUAGGUUUGCUUCACAACCUGGGGAUUUACAGUCCAUGGUUCUGAGUCCUAAACAUUCACAGGUUCUGUGUUUUUCAAUUUUGAUGCCCAAGUCAAACUCGCAUUUGACCAAUAUGUCAAAAUACCUCGAUGAGGAGCAUCCUGCUAGUAACAAAGAUUCCCUUGGUGAAAAGGCUAAAAUCCCCCUAACAAUAGUAGAAAAUGAAAGUACUAUGAUGCAAAAAGCAAGACAUUUUAGAGAUUUCUUUAAUGUGAAUAAAGAUAAUGCUGAUGUUGGUUACAUUGUUGCAGAGGAAUCUAAUGAUAAAAAUGAGUUCCAGGCUAAGAUAAGGUAUUAUGAUAAUGGUAGUCUCUCCCAAGAAGACUUUGAUAUUCCUUCAAGUCCAAACAAUGUAAGUGCAGACACAACCCAUGACAGUAUUAUGGUGCAGUGGGAAAAACCACAUCAUGGAGCAUUAAACAUUAAUCAGUACAAUGUUUUCUGUGAAUACACUGCUGAAAGUAACGCACCAGUGAUGCAAUGUGCAGACUCUAAUGCCACGAGUUAUCGUAUUGUGGGUCUCAAACCUGGCUGUGAGUAUUGUGUUAGUGUCCAAAGUGUUUGCAAACUUGGAGUUAGCCUUAAAAGUAACGUUAGUGGGACUGUUAAAACAAGACCAACUAGUCCACCCGGGAAACCUGAGGCCUGGAAGAUAUCUCCUUCAAAAAUAGGGAUUAAAUGGUCAAACCCACUUCACAUUGGUUCUCAAUGUACAGGAAUCAAGUAUGUAGUCAAGCAACAAGAAGAAGAAUCUGACUGGCAAGAUGUAAGUUCUCUUCCCUUUGGAAAUCUUUCAGUGAAGAUGGAUGCAAAUCCCAAUAUCACCUACAGAUUCAAAGUUUAUUGUACAUGUGAACACUGUGGCAAGAGUCUUGAUAGUGAAGCAAGUAAUGAUUUGAUGAUCAAAAUCAAGCCAGAGGAGGUCUUGAAAGCUGAAUUAUGUAGACAGUCAAAGACGAUACAGGAUGAAAAUAUCACAAUAUAUCAACCAAAUCUAAAACUGGUUUUAAGUAAUGAAAUGCAUAAAUUUCAAAAAUAUGAAUUUGGACAAGAAAAAGAUGCAAUGCCAGAGAAAGUUAUUAUGCUUGUUGGUUCCACUGGAUCAGGUAAAACUACUUUAAUCAAUGGAUUGAUUAACUAUAUAUUUGCUGUUGACUGGAAUGAUAACUUCCGUUUCAAACUGAUUACAGAGCCAGAAAGCCAAAACCAAGCAAAAAGUCAGACAGUCCAUAUAUCAUCCUACACAAUACACCAUCAAGAAGGUUUCAAAGUACCUUAUACUCUGACAAUCAUUGAUACUCCAGGCUUUGGUGAUGUUCAAGGCAUAGACAGAGAUAAGGAAAUUACACAACAAAUACGCACAUUUUUCACGACAGGAGGUAUAAGAGGGAUUGACAAACUUGAUGCAGUUGGUUUCGUUGUUCAGUCUUGUCUUCCAAGACUUACUCCAACACAAAUCUACAUUUUUGAUCAAAUAUUGUCUCUGUUUGGCAAGGAUAUUGCAGACAACAUAUUUUUACUACUUACCUUUGCUGAUGGUAAAAGACCCCAAGUACUAAGUGGCAUUGAAGAAGCAAAAAUGCCAUACAGAAAAUUCUUCAAGUUCAAUAAUUCUGCUCUGUAUGCACGUAACAAAGAACUAGAGAGUCAAGAACAAGAUAGUGGUGAUGAUGAAGACAACGCUUUUGAUACCAUGUACUGGAAUAUGGGAGAAAAGAGUUUCAGGAUAUUUUUUAAAGAUAUAAGCAUGACAGAAAGUAAGAGUCUCACUCUAACUAAAGAGGUUCUGAAUGAACGUCAUCAGCUAGAAGUUUCAAUUGCUGGUAUCAGGGUAGACAUUCAGAUUGGACUGAAUAAAUUAGAGCAACUGAGGAAGGAAGUGGAUGUUCUCACAACGCAUCAGGCUGAUAUAGAUAAGAACAAGAACUUUGUAUAUACAGUUACUGAAGAAACCUUUCUGAAAGAGUCAAUUCCACCAGGGCAGUAUGUAACAAACUGUCUAAACUGCAACCGCACUUGUCACGAAGUCUGCGAAAUACCGGAGGACGAUAGGAAACAGUAUUGUUCAGCUAUGUCAAAUGGAUACUGCCGUAUUUGCCCUGCCAAUUGUUUUUGGGACCUUCAUAAAAAUAUCCCUUACAAAUUCGUUUGUAAGCAGGUUCAAGUACAAAAAACUGCCGAGGAUCUGAGGAGGCGGUAUCAAGAAGCAGAAAAAAAGAAACUGUCUGCUGUAAAUCUUGUAAAAAAGGUAAAUGAGGAAUUUGAGGCAGUUCAACUAAAAGUCUUGGGAAUGACCGAAACUGUGAGAAAAAGUCUGCUGAGGCUGAAGGAAAUUGCACUGAAACCAAAUCCUCUCUCCACUGUGGAGUACAUAGAUAUUCUGAUUGAAUCGGAGAAAUCUCAAGCACGACCGGGAUGGCAGGCUCGGGCCAAACAGCUUCAGAAUGUCAGGAAACAGGCGGAGUACAUAAAGGAAAUUGCAGAUCAGGGAUUUGACCCUUUCAUAGCCAUCAAGAAAAAGAUAGAAGAAGAAAAGAAGGAAAAUAGGAAGGGAGUUUGGUCUCAAGUCUAGCGGUAUCUUGUGCUUGAUUUUAAGUAGAAUAACGAUUUGCCUCUGAAACCUUCGAUGUCCCAGGUUUUCACCAGUUAGAUGAGAUUAAAAAAAAAAGUCCUCUCCAAAGUGCAUGUUUUCAUGACCAUUCCAAAAUUGCUAUAACCCUAAAUGCGGAUGCACUCAAGAACAAUUCAUGAAGGAAUGAAUUAAUUAAGAAUCUCCCGCCCGCCCCUCACAAAUUAUAUGUAAUUAUGAGAUCUCUUGUAAAUAUUUCCAAAAAAGUUGUGUGAUAAAGUGAUAAAGAUUUUGAAACACGAUCAAAAUAUAAGUAUGAAUCCGAACAAACAGUACGUUAUUUCAAAUGAAGAAUAAAUAUUAUCACUUUAAUGAGUGAAAGAAUACAGAAACGAUAACAGUCAAUAGAUAUUACGAUAUGUAACAUUGUUGAGUCUUAUAAGUUCGUUUAGGAUUGAUUAACAGGCCGGGAAUGUAUGAACUGGUCGAGAUGCUAGGCAAGUAGUAGAUCUAAAUUAGCUAUAAGGUAAUUCUAUUUUUAAAUUUAAGCGGACAAAAGCGAGUUGGCAGUACAUAGUACUUUACUAUUUGUAUCAGUUGAUCUUGAGGAGGCAGGCUAUGACAGCUCGAAAUUCAAAUUUAAAUCACUGGCAAGUAUUUUAUAACUGUGAUUUUUUUUUUAUUUGUGAACUACGUUCUAAUUGUAAUAAUGUUAGAUUACUAGAGAUCAAUAAAGUUUUAGACAUUA
Messenger RNA from Macrobrachium nipponense, 4792 nucleotides. RefSeq lists its product as uncharacterized. Gene Ontology annotation, molecular function: GTP binding; protein binding. The record is from RefSeq and is a predicted model, not a curated record. The transcript is spliced from 2 exons. Lineage: Eukaryota; Metazoa; Arthropoda; Malacostraca; Decapoda; Palaemonidae. The coding region runs from base 280 to 4047 and encodes 1255 amino acids.